Molecule: messenger RNA, 1419 nt
Organism: Chiroxiphia lanceolata (lance-tailed manakin)
Lineage: Eukaryota; Metazoa; Chordata; Aves; Passeriformes; Pipridae
Gene: GJB3
Product: gap junction protein beta 3
Exons: 3
Coding region: 218-991 (257 amino acids)
Biological process (GO): cell communication
Cellular component (GO): connexin complex
Source: RefSeq, a predicted model, not a curated record
CAGCAGCUGUUUGCCAGACUCACCCAGUUACUGGGAACUGAACCAACCACCCUUCCCCUCCCCACACACACCAGCUCCACAGACAAGCCCUGGGUGUGCAGGAGGGCUGUGGCUGGGAAGGAGCUUCCCUGCUCCGAGAUCUGCCUGGAUCUGGACACCUUCCUGCGGCUCCUUCCCUGCGGGACAGGUCGGGUGACUUUGGUCUCCACCGGCCACCAUGGAUUGGAAAACACUGCAGGCACUGCUCAGCGGGGUCAACAAGUACUCCACAGCCUUCGGCCGCAUCUGGCUCUCCGUGGUCUUCGUCUUCCGUGUCCUGGUCUACGUGGUGGCGGCCGAGCGCGUGUGGGGUGACGAGCAGAAGGACUUUGACUGCAACACGCGACAACCGGGCUGCACCAACGUCUGCUAUGAUUACUUCUUCCCCAUCUCCCACAUCCGCCUCUGGGCCCUGCAGCUCAUCUUUGUCACUUGUCCCUCCCUCCUGGUCAUCAUGCACGUGGCCUACCGGGAGGACCGCGAGAAGAAGAACCGGGAGAAGAACGGGGAGAAUUGCCCCAAGCUCUACAGCAACACGGGCAAGAAGCACGGCGGGCUGUGGUGGACCUACCUGCUCAGCCUCUUCUUCAAACUUAUCAUAGAGAUCCUGUUCCUCUACCUCCUCCACAAGAUGUGGGACAGCUUCGACUUGCCACGGCUGGUCAAGUGCACCAACGUGGAUCCCUGCCCCAACACCGUGGACUGCUACAUCGCUCGGCCCACUGAGAAAAGGGUCUUCACCUAUUUCAUGGUCGGAGCCUCCUCCAUCUGCAUCAUCCUCACCGUCUGUGAGAUCUUCUACCUCAUCUUCAAGCGAGUUGUCCGCGGUGCACGGAAGUGGAAGAAAUCCACCAAGCGCUCCGUCAGCUACAGCAAGGCCUCCACCUGCCACUGCCACCUCAAGUCGGAGGAGAAGGACAACAAGUCCCAGACUAGAGGAGAGGAGCUGUGAGCUCGCCCGUCCCAGCUGGUUCACAUUCCCCUUGGCCCAGCAGCUUUUCCAGCCACCCCUGAACCCUCAAGAGUCAACCUGUGUGAAAAAUGACUAAACCCAACAAACUAACAUCCCUGGAGAGAGACCCAUGGGUGCUUGAUCAGACACAGGUAAGGCGAGGGCAGCCCUGGAGCUCUGCCAGAUGCACAGAGCAGUGCCACAAGCUUGGACAUCACAGCAACACACAGAUCCUCCCAUAUCUCCUCAGGUCUCCAGCUCUGCUGCUCCCGUGGUGGGUGUGAGUGCACUCCCUGGUGCCCAACCAGAGCUGGUGUCACCCAGCAUGGUGGCAGUUCCAACUCGCUGUGCCUCACAAGUGCACAGUUCCAAGCACUGUUUCAUCCUCCUGUAUUUUGUACCAAAAAACCCCAAAGGAAUUCCGGGCU